Messenger RNA from Corvus hawaiiensis (hawaiian crow), 4547 nucleotides. RefSeq names its product collagen type XXVIII alpha 1 chain (gene COL28A1). NCBI's taxonomy places the organism in Eukaryota, Metazoa, Chordata, Aves, Passeriformes, Corvidae. Gene Ontology annotation, molecular function: serine-type endopeptidase inhibitor activity. The coding region runs from base 255 to 3746 and encodes 1163 amino acids. The record is from RefSeq and is a predicted model, not a curated record. The transcript is spliced from 38 exons.
GUGUAUGCUAAUGAUAAUAGAGGAGCAAUCCCCCAAGCACCCAGCGCUGAAUAAAGCAAAUGCCCGCUUCUCUGACUCUAUCUCAGAAGUGUCUCUAGGCUCAGUUUGGAGUGAUUCAGUAUCAUCGAACAACCUGACCCAUAGUUAUGACCUACAGGACAUAUUUUCUAUGCUGAAAACUUCUUCAAUCCACAAUUUGCUUUCUGAAUGCCUUCAAAGGAAGGAAAAGUUGUCUAACUGGGAGGAAAGUCACUAUGAGGAAAAAAUGUCUUUUCCUUUGCUUUAUACUUCUGGCUAUGAUAACAAACCAGGUAGUACAUGGGCAAAACAGAAAGAAAGGAAAGAAUAUUUACUCUCCCAUGCCAAAAGAUGAAGGUGAUAUGUGUCUCAUUGAUAUAGUCUUUAUCUUGGACAGUUCAGAAAGUGCCAAAAAUCAGUUGUUUGAUUUACAGAAGAAUUUUGUUGGAAACAUAACUGACAGCAUUUUUGAGAUGAAGCCAGUUAAGUCCCACAUGUAUAAUGUUAAACUAGCAGGUAUGCAGUUCAGCAGCACAGUCAGCAUUGAUCAUCCCUUUACAGCCUGGAAAAAUGUCCAGAAUUUUAAGCAGAAAAUCAAUUCUCUGGGCCUUAUUGGCCAUGGCACUUACUCCUAUUAUGCAGUUUCAAAUGCCACUCAGCUGUUUAAAACUGAAAGUCGUAAGAGAAGUGUAAAAGUGGCUUUUUUGAUGACUGAUGGUGUGGAUCAUCCGAACAGCCCUAAUGUACAGGGUAUAGCCACAACAGCCAGAAGUCUUGGAAUACAUUUUUUUACCAUUGGCCUUUCUAAGAAAACAGUCCAAGAAGGAAAAUUGCACAUGGUAUCUGGUGGUUCAUCCUCUAAACAUGUGCUAUCCCUGGAUGAUGAGAACCUGGUAGCUGAUGUAGCAUUGGAACUGGAAGCCUUGCUACAGAAGCAGUGUGUGCAGAAGAUCUGCGAGUGUGAAAAGGGAGUAAAAGGAGACAAAGGUGAUUCUGGCAGUGCUGGUGACAAAGGGGAGAAAGGUGACCCAGGACCAAAAGGAAACAAGGGUGAUGCUCAAAAAGGUGAUCAUGGAGAAAAAGGUGAAGAGGGAGCUCCUGGCUACAAGGGAGAAAAGGGUGAAAGGGGAGAAUGUGGACCCCCAGGAACAAAAGGAGAAAUAGGUCUGCAAGGCUCUGUGGGCCCUACGGGACCUCGGGGACCUCAGGGUAUCAGGGGAGAUCCAGGUCAGCAAGGCCCAAAAGGCAUUCAAGGCAAUAAGGGAGAACAAGGCCCUCCAGGUCCCUAUGGUCCUCCAGGACUCCCUGGCAUUGGAGAGCCAGGACCCAAGGGUGCUGAAGGUCGAGAAGGUACAAUUGGAUUGCCAGGACCUCCUGGAAUUGGUGAGCCGGGAAUACCUGGACCACCUGGCCCUGCUGGUUCACCAGGUGAGAGAGGUCUGCCAGGAGAGGGCAUUCAAGGCCAAAAGGGUGAAAAAGGCUCUACAGGUAAAGAUGGUGAUCCUGGACCAAAAGGUGAACCAGUGAAAGGUGACAAGGGUGAACAAGGCCAAGUAGGACCACAGGGCCCACCAGGAGCACCAGGAAUAGGCAGUCAAGGAAGCCGGGGUAUACAGGGUCCACGAGGAAACCCUGGGGCAAAAGGCUCUCAAGGUUCUGGUCGGCCAGGACCAAAGGGUGAACCAGGUGAACCUGGACAAAAAGGAGAAGUGGGACUUCCAGGAAUUAGCUCACCAGGAGUCAAAGGAGAUACAGGUCUACCAGGAUCCGCAGGAGAGAAGGGGGUGAAGGGAGAGAUGGGGUUGACAGGGAAAAAGGGGGAAAAGGGAGAUGAAGGUCCAAAAGGCUCAGAAGGACCGCCUGGCAAAGGAGCCAUAGGCCAAAAGGGUGACCCUGGAGGAAAAGGCUCCAAAGGAGAGAUUGGUCCUACAGGACCAAAAGGCCUAGCUGGACCAAAAGGUGAUCCCGGAGAGAGAGGACCUCCUGGUGCAACUGGGUCAUCUAUUCAGGGACCUCCUGGACCAAAGGGGGAUCCAGGACACAAGGGACCACCAGGAGAUGAUGGACUUCCUGGAAAUUCAAUAAUGGGACCAACGGGGGACCAAGGACCACCUGGACCACCUGGAUCCCGUGGAGCGAAAGGUGACAAAGGUGGCAGAGGUGAAGCUGGACCUCCAGGACCAGCAGGCCCUACAGGACCAGCAGGCCCAAGAGGCAUGGGAGAUGCUGGAGCAAAGGGAGACCAUGGAAAUCCAGGCCCUCCUGGGCCCCCGGGGCCACCAGGAGUGGGAACCAUGGGUCCCAAGGGUAUUAUGGGACGUAAUGGCUUCCCUGGCCCACCUGGCCCCCCUGGUGCCAGCAUACAAGGAGACAAGGGAGAAAAAGGAAAUAAAGGUUUUCCUGGACUAAAAGGAUCAUUAGGACUUGGCCUUCCUGGACAAAAGGGAGACUAUGGAGAUAAAGGUGAUCCAGGGAGCAAAGGUGCCAAAGGAGAGAUUGGAGACCCAGGACCUCCAGGGCCAAAGGGAAGUGGGGGAAGAAAAGGUGAAGCUGGUCUUUCAAGAGAUGAUGUUAUCAGACUUAUCAACGAAAUAUGUGGUUGUGGUAUCAAAUGUAGAGUAAUACCACUGGAACUAGUAUUCGUCAUUGACAGUUCAGAAAGUGUUGGACCGGAUAACUUCAAUAUUAUCAAAACCUUUAUGAAAACAUUCAUUGACAAGGUUUCAGCCAACCACGCUACAACCCGCAUUGGCAUCAUCAACUUCAGCCACAAAGUGGACCUGGUGUCUUCUCUGAACCAAUACACAAGCAAAGACUAUCUGAAAGCAGCUGUUGACAAGAUGCCCUACUUAGGAGAAGGUACAUACACAGCUUCAGCUAUCCAAGAAGCCAUUCGCUUAUUCCAGGCAGCACGCCCAGCAGUAAGGAAGGUGGCUGUUGUAAUAACGGAUGGACAAGCGGACAGUCGUGAUAAAGUACGACUGGAUACUGUAGUAAGAGAUGCCCAUGCUACGGAUAUUGAGAUAUUUGUCAUUGGGAUUGUUCAAAGGACUGAUCCUCAUUAUGAGGAUUUCCUGAAAGAAAUGCAGCUCAUUGCAACAGACCCUGAUGACGAACAUGUUUACCAGAUAGAUGACUUCAUAACACUUUCAGCUCUUGAAAAUAAACUGAUCACAAAAAUCUGUGAGAAUGAGUCUUCAAUCUACACCAGAAAUUACAGUGUGUUAUCUCCAUCUCCAAGUCUGGAAUCUGAAAUUCCCAGGGAAGAUGCUAAUGGCCAGUUACCUAAAAUGACUACUUCCGAGACUGAUACGCUUCGUACCGAAGGAAUUGGUUCCCCACAUAGUCCAUCACAAUCCAGAUACACUGAACCUCUGCCAUCUGCUCAGGACCACACUGUGACCACCUCUGCUCACAGAGAAUCGAUACUUCCCCCAGUUUAUAACAUGUCUGAAAUCAGACCCCUGAGUCCAGUUGUCAAUCCUUUGUUUGGUGGAACUGCUGCUGAAGAUCACCAGCCAGCUGUGUUGCAAACACAGGUAGCAACAACCCAAAAAAAUCCAAGGUGCUUGGAACCUAUGAAACCAGGGGAUUGUUGGGACUACGUGGUGAAAUGGUAUUAUGACAAGAAUGGCAAUUCUUGUGGCCAGUUCUGGUAUGGAGGUUGUAAUGGUACCAACAACAGAUUUGAAACAGAAAAAGAAUGUCGAGAAACCUGUGUUGAUUGAUUAAUAAAAAUUACUUCUAUUGGGAACUUUUGAAGCUGGAAGUUCAUGUGUUCUGAGGAAGAACUGGCUGAGAAGAAUCCAAAAUGAUGUGUUAACAUGAAGUUAUUGCUGCUGCACUUUAUUGCUUUCCCCAUUAUGGUCUGCACGUUAACCAGAUUCCCGUAUAAUGUACGCUGUCUGCAACACCAUAGCAAUAACUUGGGAUCACACAUACAGACACACCUUUUCCCUCCAGAUUUACAGUAACUUGAUACUACUUCACAUGGCAAUAAUGAAAUUCUAUUUUUCAGAUUAAAAUGUCAAAACUGUUUACAUUUUAUUCUUAAUGAUAGAGGUCUCUUAGUCUCAUGGAAGAAUAAAAUAUGCUCUAGUUUUAAACAAUAGUAAGUGGUUCCUGAAAUUAGCACUCUUAAUACAGCAUUUAGAGACAUAAAUAAAGAUUUCUAUUAAUUAGAGUUCCUCUUUGGAAUGUAAGUAACACAGCUAUAGGUGAUUAGAUAGGGGUUUUGUCCGUUAGUAAAGCACACUUAGAUUAACAUCCAAAACACACAUUAAAAACAGGAUUCUUCAUGUCCUUUAGGCUAGCCAGUACAUUUCAAUUUCUCAGGGCCUCUGGGUUAAAAAAAAAGAAAAAUUUAUUGCACUCUAAUAUAUGCUACUAAACCAAAAAAGGGAAAACCACUGAAAGAUGUAUAAUAAUGUUUACCCAUAUCCUUUCUGUUUUUAGCCAUAAUCCUAUAUAAGCACGUUGUUAAAACUGAAAAUGACAAACAUAUGAUUAAAACGGAAAUUAAUACCUGA